Aspergillus campestris IBT 28561 is the source of this 2619-nucleotide messenger RNA. Its product is annotated as karyopherin beta. Gene Ontology annotation, cellular component: nucleus; cytoplasm. Gene Ontology annotation, biological process: protein import into nucleus. NCBI's taxonomy places the organism in Eukaryota, Fungi, Ascomycota, Eurotiomycetes, Eurotiales, Aspergillaceae. Bases 1 to 2619 code for a protein of 872 amino acids. Gene Ontology annotation, molecular function: nuclear import signal receptor activity; small GTPase binding. The transcript has 8 exons. The record is from RefSeq and is a predicted model, not a curated record.
AUGAAUGUCACGCAGGUGUUGGAGAGUACCCUGUCGCCUGAUGCGACGGCGCGCUCGAAUGCCGAACAGCAGCUCGCCCAUGCGGCGGAAGUUGACUUCGCCGGCUACCUCGUCACUCUCGGCCAGGAACUGGCUAACGAAGAUACUGCACCCCCCAUCCGGGCUGCCGCCGGUAUCGCCCUGAAGAACGCCUUCACCUUCAGAGAUGCCGCAAAACUGCGUGAAGUGCAAGCAAAAUGGCUCCAGCAAAUUACCCCCGAAAUCAAGUCGCAGGUCAAGGAACUUGCUCUCAAGACUUUGAGCUCCAAGCAUGGCCAGGCCAGCCAAUCGGCCGCCCAGUUCAUCGUUUCCGUCGCCGCCAUCGAGCUGCCGCGGAACGAGUGGCCCGAACUGAUGAAUAUUCUCGUCCAGAACGUCGCCAGCGGCUCCGACCAGCUGAAGCAGUCCUCGUUGGUCACCAUCGGUUUCAUCUGCGAGUCUCAGGAUGCCGAGCUGCGCGAAAGCCUGGGCGCCCACUCCAACGCCAUCCUGACCGCUGUCGUUCAGGGCGCGCGCCGCGAGGAGCAGAACAUGGACAUCCGGAACGCCGCCAUCAAGGCCCUCAGUGACUCCGUCGACUUUGUCCGGUCCAACAUGGAGAACGAGGGCGAGCGGAACUACAUCAUGCAGGUCGUCUGCGAGGCCACCCAGGCCGAGGAUCUCCGCGUGCAGUCCGGCGCGUUCGGCUGUCUGAACCGCAUCAUGGGCGCUUACUACGACAAGAUGCGCUUCUACAUGGAGAAGGCUCUGUUUGGCUUGAGCGUGAUGGGCAUGCGCAGCGAGGAGGAAGAUGUUGCCAAGCUGGCGAUCGAGUUCUGGUGCACCGUGUGCGAGGAGGAAAUUGCCAUCGAAGACGACAAUGCCCAGGCCCAAGCUGACGGCGCCCCCGAGGUUCGCCCGUUCUACGGCUUUGCUCGGAUCGCCUGCCGAGAGGUCGUUCCCGUCCUGUUGCAGACCAUGUGUCGCCAGGAUGAGGACGCCACGGACGACGAGUACAACGUCUCCCGCGCUGCCUACCAGGCUCUGCAACUCUACGCCCAGUGUGUGCAGGGUGAUGCCAUCCAGCCCGUCCUGACGUUCGUGGAGGAGAACAUCCGCAACGAGGACUGGCGCCACCGUGAUGCCGCCGUCGCCGCUUUCGGCGCCAUCAUGGAUGGCCCCGACCCCAAGGUUCUGGAGCCCCUCAUCAAGCAGGCCCUCGGUGUGCUCAUCGGCAUGAUGGAGGAUAGCUCCAUCCAGGUUCGCGACUCGGCUGCCUACGCUCUCGGCCGUGUGUGCGACUUCUGUUCGGAGACCCUCGACCCCGAGGUGCACCUCCAGCCCCUCAUCUCCUGCCUGUUCAACGGCCUGGCCAGCACCCCCAAGAUCGCCAGCUCCUGCUGUUGGGCGUUGAUGAACGUGGCCGACCGCUUCGCCGGUGACGUCGGUGCUCAGACCAACCCCCUUUCGAAGCACUUCCAGGACAGCGUCAAGUCGCUCCUCGCCCUGACCGAGAGACAAGAUGCCGACAACCAGCUGCGCACGGCCGGAUAUGAAGUCCUCAACUCGUUCGUCACCAACGCCGCCAACGAUAGUCUUCCCAUGGUUGCCACUCUCUCGGACGUCGCUCUGCAGCGUCUCGAGCACACCAUCCCCAUGCAACAGCAGGUUGUCAGCGUGGAGGACCGCAUUACCCUGGAGGAGAUGCAGACCAGCUUGACCAGCGUUGUUCUCGCCAUUGUUCAACGCCUGGAGACCGACGUCAAGCCGCAGGCCGACCGUAUCAUGCACGUCAUGCUCCAAAUCCUCACGACGGUUCCCCCCAAGUCCAGCGUGCCGGAUGUUGUUUUCGCCACCGUGGGUGCCAUCGCUGGCGCUCUGGAAGACGACUUCGUCAAGUACAUGGAUCCUUUCACCCCCUUCCUUUACAACGCUCUGGGCAACCUCGAGGAGCCUGGUCUCUGCUCCAUGGCCAUUGGCUUGGUCAGCGAUAUUUCUCGUGCAUUGAACGAGAAGGUCCAGCCGUACUGCGACACCUUCAUGAACUACCUACUUACCGACUUGAGCAGCGCCUCCAACCAGCUGAAGCCCGCCAUCCUCGAGUGCUUCGGUGAUAUCUGCCAGGCAAUCGGCACCCAGUUUGACACCUACCUGGCGGUGGUGGGCCAGGUCCUCCAGCAGGCCUCGGUGGUCACCGUCAGUGCCGACGUCACCAUGGAGAUGCUCGACUACAUCAUCUCGCUUCGUGAGGGUAUCAUGGAUGCCUGGGGUGGAAUUAUUCUGUCGUACAAGGGCACGCCUUCAGUUGGUCAACUCCAGCCUUUCAUCGAGUCCAUCUUCCAGCUCCUGCACCUGAUCUCUCAGGAUCCCACCCGCAGCGAAGGCUUGAUGCGGGCUUCCAUGGGUGUCAUUGGUGACCUAGCGGAGUCAUUCCCUAACGGUGAAUUCGCUAACUUCUUCCGCAACGACUGGGUGACUUCGCUGGUCCGGGAGACCCGGAUGAGCCGGGAGUUCGGACCUCGCACGAUCGAUACCGCCCGCUGGGCCCGCGAGCAGGUCAAGCGACAGAUCAGCUUGGCGACCGCCCAGUCCAUGGCGUAA